AUGGCGGCGGGAGUUGGCUCUCUGUUUGCUCUCCUGGAUGGCUUUAUCACCGGCCAAGCCGAAGACACAGGCCAAGCAGAAGACACAGGCCAAGCCGAAGACACAGGCCAAGCCGAAGACACAGGCCAAGCAGAAGACACAGGCCAAGCCGAAGACACAGGCCAAGCAGAAGACACAGGCCAAGCCGAAGACACAGGCCAAGCCGAAGACACAGGCCAAGCAGAAGACACAGGCCAGCCGAAGACACAGGCCAAGCCGAAGACACAGGCCAAGCCGAAGACACAGGCCAAGCCGAAGACACAGGCCAAGCCGAAGACACAGGCCAAGCCGAAGACACAGGCCAAGCCGAAGACACAGGCCAAGCCGAAGACACAGGCCAAGCCGAAGACACAGGCCAAGCCGAAGACACAGGCCAAGCAGAAGACACAGGCCAAGCAGAAGACACAGGCCAAGCCGAAGACACAGGCCAAGCCGAAGACACAGGCCAAGCCGAAGACACAGGCCAAGCCGAAGACCAGGCCAGCCGAAGACACAGGCCAAGCGAAGACACAGGCCAAGCCGAAGACACAGGCCAAGCCGAAGACACAGGCCAGCCGAAGACAGGCCAAGCCGAAGACACAGCCAAGCGAAGACACGCCAAGCCGAAGACACAGGCCAAGCCGAAGACACAGGCCAAGCCGAAGACACAGGCCAAGCCGAAGACACAGGCCAAGCCGAAGACACAGGCCAAGCCGAAGACACAGGCCAAGCCGAAGACACAGGCCAAGCCGAAGACACAGGCCAAGCCGAAGACACAGGCCAAGCCGAAGACACAGGCCAAGCCGAAGACACAGGCCAAGCCGAAGACACAGGCCAAGCCGAAGACCAGGCCAAGCCGAAGACACAGGCCAAGCCGAAGACACAGGCCAAGCCGAAGACACAGGCCAAGCCGAAGACACAGGCCAAGCCGAAGACACAGGCCAAGCCGAAGACACGGCCAAGCCGAAGACACAGGCCAAGCCGAAGACACAGGCCAAGCCGAAGAACACAGGCCAAGCCGAAGACACAGGGCCCAAAGCCGAAAGACCGGGCCAAAGCAGAAGACACAGGCCAAGCCGAAGACACAGGCCAAGCAGAAGACACAGGCCUCGAAAGCAGCGGCGGCCUGCGCAGGUUCCCCUCGCCAGCGAAACCCCGACGCGCACAUGGCGGGCACGGACAGAGCAAGGACCUGAUAGCUGGGGGCGUCCAGGUCUCCAUGUGGUCGCCGGCCUUCAAGUGCGCGGUUCUGAUUGUGAAGAACCGCCGCAGCACUGGUUCGUCCGUGGUUCAUUUUGUUUAUUUCAUAUGACUGGAGCCACUUUCUGUGCGGUUCUGCUGUGGUCAGGUUGA
Penaeus monodon (black tiger shrimp) is the source of this 1371-nucleotide messenger RNA. RefSeq names its product serine/arginine repetitive matrix protein 1-like. Bases 1 to 1371 code for a protein of 456 amino acids. The record is from RefSeq and is a predicted model, not a curated record. The transcript has 2 exons. Lineage: Eukaryota; Metazoa; Arthropoda; Malacostraca; Decapoda; Penaeidae.